AUGACAGAGAGUAUGCUCAACCAUGGAAGGAGUUCGUCCGGUGACGCUUCACUGAAUGACUUUCAAGAGGAUUGUAUCAGCUGGGAAGACUCGAGUGCAACACAGCUUACUUCCCCAAGUUGCUGCAGCUCAUGUGACGGGGAAGCACUUAGUCAAACUGGCCCAGUCCCAAAGCAAGUGACCUUUGCCGAGCACGUCGAUGUGGCCAAUCUGAGUUCCAUGUACUCUAGCUCCGUCAGUUCGGGGAGCCAAGCGCAAGGGGUGGAAGAAACCUCAUAUGACGGAUUCCAGCAAGCUGUCGACACUUUGCAUCCGGUGGUCAAACUAAAACCGUUUGUUCAAGUAAGGUUAUCUGCUAGUAUCAUUAGAAUUUUAAUACUUUAA
Dicrocoelium dendriticum is the source of this 384-nucleotide messenger RNA. NCBI's taxonomy places the organism in Eukaryota, Metazoa, Platyhelminthes, Trematoda, Plagiorchiida, Dicrocoeliidae. The record is from the annotation of a GenBank genome assembly.